AUGGAGGCUAGAAUAGGAGGUGAAGCUCAGGUUUAUUACGGUAUGGGUUCUUCCAGUUUAAGGGUGGUGGGGCAGACUGAAUGGGAUCCCAGUCAUUGGAAAUGGGAUGGAGAUCUCUUCCUUGCUACCCCUAUCAAUCCUAAUCUCUCGAAUUGCCAGAGCAGGCAGUUUUUUCCGCUUGAGACGGGGAUAACAACAACUGGGGGUUCGUCUAACGGGUCCUCUUCCUGCUCUGAAGAAUUGAAUCGCAGGACUCAUAAAGAGAAGAAUGAUUUGGAUAAGAAAAGGAGGCAUAUCGUUUUUGAAAAUGACAAUUUAACAGAUGAGGUUGGUAGUGUUGCACUGCAGCUCUUCAAUGAAGGCAAUACUAGAAUGGAGAUGGGCGGGGGGAGCUCUGAUAGAAUGCCCGGGAAAAAGACUAAGUUCACUGGAGCUACUUCAAGUCGUGCAGUUUGUCAGGUUGAGGAUUGUGGGGCUGAUCUGAGUAAGGCCAAAGACUAUCAUAGACGGCAUAAGGUUUGUGAGAUGCAUUCCAAGGCGAAUAGAGCACUUGUUGGUAGUGUCAUGCAACGAUUCUGCCAGCAGUGCAGCAGAUUUCAUGAUCUCCAAGAGUUUGAUGAGGGGAAGCGAAGUUGCCGGCGACGUUUAGCUGGCCACAACAAAAGGAGGAGGAAAACCCAACCUGACAAUGAUAAACUUAACAGCCCUGUGAAUGAUAAUCAAACGAGUGGUCAUCUAUUAAUGAGCUUACUGAAAAUACUCUCCGACAUGCAUUCCAGUAGAUUGAACCACAAAGAUGACCAGGAUCUACUGUCUCAUCUUCUACAAAGCUUUGCUAGUCAUUGCAACUUACACAGUGAAAGGAACAUAUCAGGGCGUCUGCAGGAAUCACAAAACAUGUUGAGGAGUCUGCCAUGUAUGGAAAAUUCGGAGUCGGUAUUGGCCUUGCUCUCAAAUGGUUCUCGUGGCCAAAGACAACAUUCUAUGAUUCCCACAGAUGAUAUGCCAAAGAAGCACAAGCCCAUACAAUCUGCAACUUCUCAAAGGCCAGACGCUGUGUUCCCUGUCCUAAGCAGUUCUCCAGCUUAUGCAGUAGUCAGGGACAAUUCUGCUGGGAGAAGCAAACUAAAUAACUUUGAUUUGAAUGAUGUAUACGUGGAUUCUGAUGAUGGCAUGGAGAAUGUAGAAAGGUUGCCUGCCCCUGUGGAUCUAGGAGCUGGUUCUCUUGAAUGCUCUUCAUGGGUGCAACAAGAAUCCCAUCAAUCCAGUCCUCGAACAAGUGGAAAUUCAGAUUCAGCGUCUGCCCAGUCACCUUCCAGUGGGGAUGCUCAGAGCCGCACAGAUCGCAUUGUUUGCAAACUAUUUGGAAAACAACCAAGUGAUUUUCCCGUCUUCUUACGAUCACAGAUUUUUGAUUGGUUAUCUCACAGUCCUACUGACAUAGAGAGCUACAUUAGACCUGGCUGUAUCAUUUUAACAAUUUAUCUUCGUCAAUCUGAGUCUGCAUGGAAGGAGCUCUGUUGUGAUUUAAGCUCCAGUUUGAGUAGGGUUCUGGGUUUCUCUAAUGAUGACACUUUCUGGAGCACUGGAUGGAUGUACAUCAGGGUGCAAAAUCAAAUAGCAUUUGUAUUCAAUGGUCAGGUGGUUGUAGACACCGCUUUGCCUUUCAGCAGCAAUGAUCCCAGUAAAAUUCUAAGUAUCAACCCAAUUGCCGUGACAUCAUCUGAGAGAGCUCAAUUCGUUGUUAAAGGCUUUAAUUUAUCGCGGCCUUCGGCGAGGUUACUCUGUUCACUAGAAAGUAAUUAUCUGGAAGCUAAUAGUGAAUCAUUGGAACAUUUUGAUUGCCUUGAGGGGAAUGUUCAGUGUCUGAACUUUUCCUGUUCUAUUCCAGCAGUUACUGGGAGAGGCUUUAUUGAGGUUGAAGAUCAUGGUCUCAGCAGCAGCUUCUUUCCAUUCAUAGUUGCUGAGCAUGAUGUUUGCACUGAAAUCUGUACACUUGAGAGAGAAAUAGAAUUGGCUGUGACAGAUUCGUACCUCGGUCUCAGAGGCACUGAAAAAUUCGAGGUGCACAAUCAAGCCAUGGAUUUCAUCCAUGAAAUGGGAUGGCUUCUCCACAGAAAUAGUUUGAAGUCUAGGUUGGGGCACUUGGAUCCCAACUCUGACUGUUUUCCUUUUAAACGGUUUAAGUGCCUCAUGGAGUUCUCUGUUGACCAUGAUUGGUGUGCUGUUGUAAAGAAACUCCUGGGCAUUCUUUUCGGUGGAACAGUAGGUGCAGGAGAGCAGCCUUUCUUGAAGUUUGCACUGCAUGAGAUGGGUCUCCUUCACCGAGCUGUGCGGAAGAAUUCUAGGUCUCUUGUAGAACUACUGUUGAGAUAUGCCCCAGAGAGUGUAGCAGAUGAACUAAAUUCGGAAUACAAAUCCCUAGUUGAAAGUCAUGGGGAUUUCUUAUUUAGACCUGAUGUUGUGGGGCCCGCAGGUUUGACUCCUCUUCACGUUGCUGCUGGUAGGGAUGGAUCUGAGGAUAUACUGGAUGCACUGACUGAUGAUCCUGGAAAGGUAGGAGUCAAAGCUUGGAAGAGUGCUCGUGACAGCACAGGAUUUACGCCCGAAGACUAUGCUCGAUUGCGAGGCCACUAUUCUUACAUUCAUCUUGCGCAGAGGAAAAUUAACAAGAAAGUAUAUUCCGGGCACGUGGUGGUUGAUAUUUCUGGCACUCUUUCAGAUGGAAGCACCAAUCAGAAGCAAAAUGAAGGAGUUACAGCUGGUUUUGAGAUAGGAAGGACCAUUCAGCAGUCGUGUAGGGUUUGUGAUCAGAAGCUUGCUUUCGGUAUUGGCAGUCAAUCUCUGGUUUACAGGCCUGCAAUGCUCUCAAUGGUGGGCAUAGCUGCUGUGUGUGUUUGCAUGGCUCUUCUUUUCAAAAGCUCGCCUGAAGUUCUCUAUUUGUUCAGUCCCUUCAGGUGGGAGAUGUUGGACUAUGGUUCCGGCUGA
This is a messenger RNA of Fraxinus pennsylvanica, 2988 nucleotides long. The record is from the annotation of a GenBank genome assembly. NCBI's taxonomy places the organism in Eukaryota, Viridiplantae, Streptophyta, Magnoliopsida, Lamiales, Oleaceae.